Messenger RNA from Klebsormidium nitens, 1158 nucleotides. Lineage: Eukaryota; Viridiplantae; Streptophyta; Klebsormidiophyceae; Klebsormidiales; Klebsormidiaceae. The record is from the annotation of a GenBank genome assembly.
AUGGAAGAGGAGAGCAUCUCUGCGAAGCCUGGUCUACAGGCUGGGUCGCUGCCACCAGAUCUGCCCCUGUUAGUCCACGACAUAGAAUGCAACCAGUCGUACCCCAAGCUUAUCGCAGCUCAUGUAGCCUGCGUGCAGAUGGACACCUCCUCGCCGCGGCUGUAUCAGCUGGAGCUGGACCUGGCAGCCGCCCAUGGGAGCAUCGGAGCGGAAGGAAGAGCAGAACGCGCUGCCCCCGGGCUGCAGGCAGCCGCGCCGGAGGUGGAUGCGUUCAUGGCAGAGUGCUUGGCUCAACUGGGGCGGCUCAAGGCGGCUCUCGAGAGCCACAUCUCCGCAGCUCUGCGGUCCUGUGAGGUGUUGGAGCAAAGACUAGUGGACGCUUUGGGCCACCGUGCAAGGCCGCCCGCAACUUUGUCGCCGCAAGUAUCCAGUCUCAGAUCAAGUCCACCCCAGCCGGCGGCGGAUCGUUCUCGAGCGGUUGGCAGGUCCAGAAAAGCAGCUGACCUCCAAGGUCCUCUCUUGCCCGCGUCUUUGCGAAAGGUGCCUUCCAGCACCGGCCCAGGUGCUAGGCCCAGCGCUAGCCCCCACCCCGCCUUCCCCGCCUUACUCGCCAGCACUCGACCGUUGGGCGAAAUCGACGGAACGUCUGGUCUUACUGGUCACCCUCGAGGCGAUCCAACCGGAAGGGUUCCGCCUGCGGCAGGGAGGGACGUGGGCUUUAGUCGCUCAAGAGAACCGGCCUCGGACCUUGGCGGCGGCGGCCUGAGCACGAGUACGGCCAUGCUCGUCAGAAGAUGCCUGCAGCGCGACGCGCAACUGGGACGCGCAGAAUGGGCGACAGAGAGCGGACCUGUGGGUGCAAGUUCGGAAGGGCGGGGGGCGAGGGGGCCCGAACCCGCGGUGGCGGCCAGCAUGGCCAAGGAGCUGCGGCACAAGCUGAAGAAACAGUACAGCGAGACCCUGGCGGAGGUGCACAAGGAGAUCUUGCGCAAGCGGCAGGCGGGGCGGCUGCCCGGCGACCAGGGGCACCUGCUCAAGGACUGGUGGAGGCGCCACGAGAGCUGGCCCUACCCCACGGUCAGCGCCCCCCGUGCCCCACCAUCCACAUUGCACGUGCUGCUCCCAAUCAGAGACGUCUACGGAAAUUUUUGGAAGUAA